UGGGUGGGAGGCGCAUCGGAUCCCGCGCAUUGGAAAUGGUAAUUUUUUUUGUAUCUUGUCAAUGAAGGGACGGGGAGGAGCGGCCGGCGGAGCGCAUUCAGGACUUCUUUCAGUCAGACGUUGCGAGCGCUUGCGCUAACACCCUCCGCAUGUUACACGACGUGUCGAACGGUCUUCCGGCGAUCGGAUCACGAACUAUGAGUUACGAAAGUUGUGAUAAUAGAGUGCUUAUAAAGGAGGAAUCGGAAUACAUCGACGAAGACGAGCGGUACUUCAACUACGCACCCGUGGAAAUCAAAAGGGAUGCUGAGAUGCAGAGCUUCGCGCCAUCAUCACCGACACAUCUGAUGGAUCUGAGCAACGGUCCCGACCGACCUCCGCAAGUACAACAGUCUUGGCCGUCGAACGUCAUAUUCGAUGGAGACGAACGAGACUACCAACAGCAUCUUUACCCACCGUACGACCAACUUUACAUGCCAGAUCAACGCCCGAGACAGAUCACAAGGAGUGUCUACUUCGACGAUUCCAGUUCUCAAGACAGAGUUGCAAAUUAUUACGAGAACGGAGUUCCGAAAGCCGGUGAAAACGUUUACAGAGCUUCAACAGAAGAGCGUAGCGAAGAGAGCGAAGACCAGAGAUCAUCGAGGAAACGCUCAUCGAAAUCAUCCCGCAAGAAAGCACAAUCGUUUGAGGAGAUGCAGAUUCAACGAGUGAUGGCUAACGUGCGAGAGAGGCAGAGAACACAGAGUUUAAACGAAGCAUUUGCGAGUUUGCGUCAAAUCAUCCCAUCGUUACCAAGUGAUAAGCUAUCAAAGAUACAAACACUUCAAUUGGCAACGCAGUACAUCGAAUUCUUGUACCAGAUUUUGUCGAACAGCGAGUCCUCGUCAAGUAGCGACGUUAGUAGUGAUUCAGGAAGCAUCGACCACGGGAAGUAUCUCGCUCAGGAUAAGUUAAGUUACGCAUUCUCAGUGUGGCGGAUGGAAGGUGAAUGGAACGGACAAUCGUGAUAGUUAAUUUGUUGAACCAAUCUAAAGACGCUUAUUUUAUUCCAUGAUGUUAUAUACAUAUUGUUUAUUGAUUAUUUGUAAAGAUUCGAAGUUUAAACCGUAGAUAACUAGUUUUAUAAACCUAUUUUAAGACAAUUAAUUAUUAAGAAAAUGUGAUAUUUUAGUAAGGUAAUAUCUAAUGCCAAACUUAUUGUUAAUGUAAUUUUUCAUUCAAUAAAUAAAGAAAUGUUACUAAAAGACAUCGAUUAGGUUAAAGAAAUAUACAGCUGUAUACCAAAAAUAAUGUAGUUGAUUUAACAGAAUUCCAAUUUUGUAAAUUUUUGUAUGUUAAUAAUAAUUAAAUCAUGAUUUAUAAAUAAAUACAUGUACUUUUAGAAUAAAACUGACGGCAUUUCAUUUCUUACUCAUUACUUACUUAAAAAAACUUAUAAUAUAGAUAGAUCUGGUAGAUUUAAUUAGUUAAUGAGUUAACUAGUAUUGACAACAUUGUUUUUCCUAUUCAAAUAAUAAUUAUUAUUGUCUUAAUUUAAAAAGACGUUCCUGUUUAGAACAUUAAUGCUUUUGUUUCUUUGUAAAAGGAAUUAACUACCUAUAAUUUACAAUUGGCAAUUACUAAAGACGCAACGAUAAUAACUUUUAAUCCUCUUAAGAAUAAUGCGUAGGCCUUUGUUUUACUAAUUAUGGGUAUAAAUAAUAUUUACAUGAAAACAAUAGGGUAAAUUACCAAUUUCUAUAUUCAUUCAAAUAAGUACAGUAGCAAACUUGGAUACAAUAUUCUAGAUUUGUUUGUGCCACAUUAUCAACGGAUAGAUAGACAGAUAGUAGGCAUAUUAAAUUAUUCAUAUUUAAUAUUACUUAUACAUCUGUUAGUUUGUUGACUAAAAUUUUCUUUAGAUCUACCAGACAUAUUUAAAAAAAAAUACACCCAAAACCCCGCGUAUUUUGUUCUCGUGGGAAUACGCGGAUGAAAAUAUAGCCCAUGUUGCUCCCUGAUAAUGUGAUUUUCCAUUAUCAAGGGUUAAUUUUCCAUUUGUGAAAGGAUUUUUCAAAUCGGUCCAGAAGUUUUAUAAGCCUAUUCAAUGCAAACAAUUAAAUGUUUCUUUUUCAUAAUAUUAGUAUAAAUAGGCAGAUUCAUGAGGAAUAGUAGGUAUAGGCUAUAUAGCAUUAGGCCACACUCUUCCCAUAUAUAUAGGAACUAUAACUAAGAAACGUUUUAAAAAAAAUUACAAACUUUGAUAGAUUUAAAACUGAUUUAUUGUCUAUGAUAUACACUCGGACCGUUGUUACAGAUGAUAUAGUAUAAUAGUAGGUAAAAUACAAUAAAACUUACAUUGUAAUAGUACCUAUCUAUAACAUAAUAUUUUGUCUGGAAGCUCAUAAUGUAGAUACCUACCAAAUAAAUACAAAUAUGUAUUAAAA
Molecule: messenger RNA, 2429 nt
Organism: Bicyclus anynana (squinting bush brown)
Lineage: Eukaryota; Metazoa; Arthropoda; Insecta; Lepidoptera; Nymphalidae
Gene: twi
Product: protein Fer3-like
Exons: 1
Coding region: 150-1010 (286 amino acids)
Biological process (GO): developmental process; regulation of transcription by RNA polymerase II
Molecular function (GO): RNA polymerase II transcription regulatory region sequence-specific DNA binding; protein dimerization activity; DNA-binding transcription factor activity, RNA polymerase II-specific
Source: RefSeq, a predicted model, not a curated record